This is a messenger RNA of Lithohypha guttulata, 1599 nucleotides long. It is a transcript of the gene BFR2, whose product is annotated as rRNA-processing protein bfr2. The coding region runs from base 1 to 1599 and encodes 532 amino acids. Gene Ontology annotation, biological process: maturation of SSU-rRNA from tricistronic rRNA transcript (SSU-rRNA, 5.8S rRNA, LSU-rRNA). Gene Ontology annotation, cellular component: nucleolus; nucleus. Lineage: Eukaryota; Fungi; Ascomycota; Eurotiomycetes; Chaetothyriales; Trichomeriaceae. The transcript has a single exon. The record is from RefSeq and is a predicted model, not a curated record.
AUGUCACGCUUGAGGAAGGACGUCAAAAGUUUGACAUUAAAUCAAGGAAGGCGGAAAGACUAUGAUCCAGAAGACGAGCGCCCCACGAGUGAGGACGAGUCGGCAAGUGGCACAGAUGUGGAAGAUGUGGUCAAUGGUCGCGAGCACUAUGAAAGUGUUGGAAAGAGCAUAUUAAGGAAGCCAGAAGCCCCUGCCUUGGAUGCGAAGUACGGCGGAGUUGUUAUCAGCAGAACGACUCUUGGAGACGAAAGCGAUGACGACCCAUUCGCGCCUGACAAAGAUGGCUUCGACGAUGAGGAUCCCUUUGCUGUUCCCGAAACUGGAACUGGCAGUGCUUCAGAAAUAGAUAGUAUGGACAGUCAUGAGUUCCUGCCUGGCAAGCUGAACGAAAGAGCCGGCGAUACCAGCGAGAACGAAACCGUUGAGUCAAAGGACGACCAGGAUCAGCUGUCCGACCAGGAUAUGGAGCUCGCAGAAGGCUCGGAAAGCACAGGGGAUGAGGACGAAAACGAAGACACAGACGAGUUGUCUGCCGAAGAAGGGAGCAGGGCCCUGAGUCCACAGCAGCAAAAGCGAGCAGACUUGCGAGCUCUGUUAUCAGGUCAAGCGCAAUCGCUUGCCUCAGGUCUUUCGCAAGCUACUAACGCUGAUGUGAAGAAAGGUCGAGCAGUCAAGAAGCAAUACCAGACUUUCGACCGUUUGCUAGACUGUCGAAUGAAAAUCCAGAAAGCACUGAAUACACCUGCACAUCUACCUACACAACAAGAUACACAUCCACUCUCUUCCAAGGCCGAGGAAGCGUUUAGAGGCGCGCAACAGGCUGCGUUAAAUUUGUUCAACACAAUGUCCUCAUUUCGAGACAGCAUUAAGGAAAUACCUGCGACUGGAAAUACUUCUAAGAAGAGGAAGAGACUGCCGAAAUAUGAGAGCCUAGACGAUCUAGACUCAAUGUGGUCCGCACUCAACGACCACGAGCUCGGCGCACAAGCCUCGCGUCGUACAGUACUCGACAAGUGGUCCAACAAAGUAAAAGCGUCAGAUCCUACAAGAGCGACCGCAAACGCAAGGUACAAAAACCUUGACCCAACCGCUCACAACGACAACCUCACGAAGAUCUUAGACACCUAUGUUAUUAACGAGCAAGAAAAACAUUUUAGAUCCGAUGAAGCGCAGCAACAAGAACACUCCGAAGCCUCGUCGCUGCCAUACGACGACAGUCUCUUCUAUCAGUCACUUCUACGCGAGCUAAUAGCCUCUCGCGCUAACGCCUCCUCGGCUGGCGACAACCUCUCGCUGUCUGCUCUACCGCACAAGCUUCAUCCUUCGGGUAACAAGCAGAAUAAGAAGACUAUCGAUACCAAGGCGAGUAAAGGGCGCAAAGUAAGGUAUACUGUCCAUGAGAAGCUGCAGAACUUCAUGGCUGCCGAGGGUGAUACUGGCCGAGAUACCGCUAUGUGGUCAGAAAGGGGUAAGAACGAGUUUUUUGGUAGUUUGUUUGGGCAGGAUCGUGCUCUUAUCGAGGACGAAGAUGAACCGAUGGACAAUCAAGAAAAUGGAAACCUUGCCGAAGUUGAGGCGUUGAGGUUGUUCAGGACUUGA